This is a messenger RNA of Eucalyptus grandis, 1859 nucleotides long. RefSeq lists its product as uncharacterized. NCBI's taxonomy places the organism in Eukaryota, Viridiplantae, Streptophyta, Magnoliopsida, Myrtales, Myrtaceae. Bases 430 to 1728 code for a protein of 432 amino acids. Gene Ontology annotation, molecular function: kinase activity. The transcript has 5 exons. The record is from RefSeq and is a predicted model, not a curated record.
UUCCUCCCCGACCCACCCUAAUUCUAAAAUUCUAUCCACACCCAGAACCAGAACCAGAACCAGAACCAGAGAGAAGCGCAGGGAGAAGGAGAGAGAGAGAAGCGCAGAGAGAGAGAGAGAGAGAGAGGUUGUGGUUUUGGGUGGUGUGGAUGGAGAGGGUUGCUUCUCCAUCCCCGUCUUCUCCCUGAAAUUUCCUCCCUCCCUCCCUCCCUCCCUCCCUCCUGUUCGUUUCGGGAUUUGUUGUAAUUUAUUAUUAUUUACGAUGAUGCCCGCCGCGACGCUGAAGCAUCUCUCUCUCCUCUCUCCUUCUCCCCUCCGUUCGUUCCCCCUAUCUCCUCUCUCCUUCUCUCUUCUUCUUCCUCAUACCUUCGCCCCCCUCCCCUCCCCUCCCUUCGCUCUGUUCCCGUCCCACCUCUUCAGCUUUCUCUCAUGUCCGCUUUUACGACGCCCCCUCCUCCCCCUGGGGUUUCCUCCUCCUCCUCCUCGGCCUGCUUUUGCUUUCGGGCCGACCGGGAACGCCCCCCGGAUUCCCCUGCUGCAGACGCCGACGGAGAUGAAGACGACGACGACGAUGAAGACGAAGGAGACUUGGCUUUCCAUGUCAGGGACGGCAGCAGCAACAGCACCUCUCCCUCCUCUGCCGUGCCCGACAAAUUGGACGUCCUCGGCCUUGGCCAAGCCAUGGUGGAUUUUUCGGGAAUGGUUGAUGACGCUUUCUUAGAGAGGUUAGGACUGCUAAAGGGUACCCGAAAGCUGGUCAACCACGAGGAGCGGGGCCGGGUGUUGCGCGCCAUGGAUGGCUGCAGUUACAAAGCUGCCGCCGGUGGCUCUCUCUCCAACAGCUUGGUCGCCCUCUCGAGGCUCUGCACUCGGCCCUUUGGAGGUCCUCCCCUGAACAUUGCUAUGGCUGGGAGCGUGGGCAGCGACCCUCUGGGUGGAUUUUACAGGGCAAAAUUGCGUCGUGCAAAUGUUAACUUUCUGUCUGCGCCUGUAAAUGAUGGGACAACAGGCACGGUGAUCGUUCUCACAACUCCCGAUGCGCAGCGUACUAUGCUUGCAUAUCAAGGCACAUCAUCCUCGGUUAACUAUGAUUCAUCUUUGGCUGGCAUGGUUUCCAAAACAGAUGUCUUCAUUGUUGAAGGUUAUUUAUUUGAAUUUCCUGAUACCAUCAAAACCAUAGUAAAAGCAUGUGAAGAAGCACGCAGGGGUGGUGCUUUAGUUGCCAUAACUGCCUCCGAUGUAUCGUGCAUCGAGAAUCACUAUGAUGAUUUCUGGGAAGUUGUUGGAGAGUAUGCAGAUAUCGUGUUUGCAAAUAGUGAAGAAGCUCGAGCUUUUUGUCACUUUUCCUCGAAGGAAAGUCCUGUCUCGGCUACGAGGUACCUGAGCCAUUUCGUCCCAUUAGUCUCGGUUACAGAUGGCCCACGGGGGUCUUAUUUCGGUGUGAAGGGAGAAGCAAUCUAUAUCCCUCCUUCGCCAUGCAUCCCAGUGGAUACUUGCGGAGCUGGGGACGCAUAUGCCUCGGGCGUUUUGUAUGGGAUUUUGCGGGGUGCAUCUGAUCUGAAAGGCGUUGGCGCCUUAGCUGCAAGGGUUGCAUCCACGGUCGUCGGGCAACAGGGCACCCGGCUUAGGGUCCAAGAUGCUGCUGAGCUGGCAGAGUCUUUUGCAUUUAACGUCGAGAAUUCUGGGAUCCUGUCAGAUGUUGCUUCUGAUCAUGUGUCGAGCUUGUAGCCUGGUGCUCAGCCCGUUUAAUUGAUGAUCUUUCCCAAUUUCAAUGGGAUCUGUCAUUGUGGAUAGCAAUGUAUUCAAGUGGAUUAGGACAUUCUUUUGAUUUAUAUAUAAGUGGAGUUUUUUUUCGUGUU